This is a messenger RNA of Tachysurus vachellii, 1348 nucleotides long. It is a transcript of the gene tsn, whose product is annotated as translin. Bases 465 to 1148 code for a protein of 227 amino acids. Gene Ontology annotation, molecular function: single-stranded DNA binding; RNA binding; sequence-specific DNA binding. The transcript is spliced from 6 exons. Gene Ontology annotation, cellular component: cytoplasm; nucleus. The record is from RefSeq and is a predicted model, not a curated record. Gene Ontology annotation, biological process: RNA metabolic process. NCBI's taxonomy places the organism in Eukaryota, Metazoa, Chordata, Actinopteri, Siluriformes, Bagridae.
UACUAACCAAUGUAAGACACCUGCAUACAGUAAGGGGCUUUGUGGCUUUACUGUGCUCUGACUUAUAAUAUGGGAUGUUCUUCACAUUCAUUUGUUUACAUAAAUGGCCUCCUCGCUCUCUAAUUCAAUUACCAUUUGUUAUUAAAAUACCCAUUAUUUGUUCUUCAUUAUACAAACCAAUUACUAAAGUUUCAGAAGGAUCUUUCUCAAAUCCGCAGCAUCGUCUCACGUGUUAGAGGAGAGACCGCAUUCCCCUGACGUCAUCAAUAUGCGUCCAUUGAAGAAGAGCACGUUGAUGACUCAGAAAGGUUCUGCGCUUGAUCUACGGUAGAGAAAGAAAGGCCGGAGCGCGUUAUUAUAGCUUCUGUUUGGUUUAAUUUCCUCUUCUUUCCCUUACGUUGUAUUGAACGGGUGACACUGGAGCUUCUGUUGAAGUCUGCUUGAAGAACUUGUGCGAGGUAGCCAUGUCAGUUACAGAGAUGUUCAGCUACAUCCAGGGGUUUCUCACUGCUGAUCAGGACAUUCGCGAGGACAUAAGAAAAGUUGUCCAAAUGCUGGAGCAGACUGCCAGAGAGAUACUAACCAUCCUUCAAAGUGUCCAUCAACCAAGUGGUUUCAAAGACAUUCCCAGCAAGUGUCUGAAGGCCAGGGAGCUGUUUUGCAUGGUUCAAACCCAUAUUGGUGAGCUGAAAACAAAGUUCCCUGUGGAACAGUAUUACAGGUUUCAUGAGCACUGGAGGUUUGUUCUGCAGCGCCUUACGUUUCUUGCUGCUUUUGUGGUCUACUUGGAGAGCGAGUCCUUGGUGACGCGGGAGGAAGUAGCUAAAAUACUUGGAAUUGAAGUGGACAGAGAAAAGGGAUUCCAUCUGGACCUUGAAGAUUAUCUAGCAGGGAUUCUUAUUUUGGCCAGUGAGCUGUCAAGGUUGGCAGUCAAUAGUGUAACAGCAGGAGACUAUGGGCGCCCUCUUCGUAUCUCAAAUUUCAUCAACGAACUUGAUUCAGGUUUUCGCCUGCUAAAUCUAAAAAAUGACCCACUACGCAAACGCUAUGAUGGUCUCAAGUAUGACGUGAAGAAAAUUGAGGAGGUAGUGUAUGACCUAUCAAUCCGGGGCCUUGCUAAGGAGCAGGAAGCCGGGGGAGAUAAGUAGAGGCAGUAGGGAAACAGAAGAGGCCGUGGGGCAAAUACCCUGGCUGGUAUUCUCCAUGAGUGCAAGAGUGGAGACUUAACCUGCCCAUGGGCAGGCACAUGGAGGAAGAGAAGAUCAGAUGGAAGUUUCAAGCCCCAAUAGCCUUUGACAGCGGUGUGGAUUUUGUCUACCUUAGUGGUAAGCUGUUUAGGGCUGAAAAA